AUGUCUAUGGAGAGCGGCCCUGGAACGAGACUGAGAAAUUUGCCAGGAAUGGGGGAUGGACUAGAAACUCCACAAAUGUCUACCACGCAGGCCCAGGCCCAACCCCAGCAAGGCAAUACUGCAGGCAGUAACCCCCCACCCCCUGAGACCUCCAACCCCAACAAGCCCAAGAGACAGACCAACCAACUGCAAUAUCUGCUCAAAGUGGUGCUCAAGACACUAUGGAAACAUCAGUUUGCGUGGCCUUUCCAGCAGCCUGUGGACGCUGUCAAGCUCAACCUCCCUGAUUAUUAUAAGAUUAUUAAAACUCCUAUGGAUAUGGGAACAAUAAAGAAGCGCUUGGAAAAUAACUACUACUGGAAUGCUCACGAAUGUAUCCAGGACUUCAAUACAAUGUUUACAAAUUGUUACAUCUACAAUAAGCCAGGAGAUGACAUAGUCUUAAUGGCAGAAGCUCUAGAGAAGCUCUUCCUGCAGAAGAUCUCUGAAUUGCCCUCAGAAGAAACCGAAAUUGUUAUAGUCCAGGCGAAAGGACGAGGACGUGGGAGGAAAGAAGCAGUAACAGCUAAACCUGGAGCCUCAACGGUACCAAACACAACUCAAGCAUCAACCCCACCCCAGACACAGACCCCACAGCCGAAUCUUCAGCCUGUGCCGACAACUCAUUCCUUUCCCUCCGUCACCCCCGAUCUUAUCGUUCAGACGCCGAUAAUAACGGUGGUGUCUCCCCAGACUCUCCAAACUCCGCCGCCCCCGCCGCCCCCUCCUCCGCCCCCUCCGCCCCCUGCUCCCCAGCCAAUUCAGACCCAUACACCUAUUCUCACAACUGCAGCACAGCCCGUGAAGACAAAAAAGGGGGUGAAGAGGAAAGCGGAUACUACCACCCCCACCACCAUGGAUCCCAUUCACGAAUCGCCCUCACUCGCCGCCGAGCCGAAGUCUGCCAAGUUGGGCCCCCGCAGGGAGAGCAGCCGCCCCGUGAAGCCUCCGAAGAAGGACGUGCCCGACUCUCAGCAGCACGUGGUGGAAAAGAGUAACAAGAUAUCAGAGCAGUUGAAGUAUUGCAGCGGCAUCAUCAAGGAGAUGUUUGCCAAGAAGCACGCGGCCUAUGCCUGGCCCUUCUACAAACCUGUGGAUGUGGAAGCCCUGGGACUGCACGAUUAUUGCGAUAUCAUCAAGCACCCCAUGGACCUGAGCACAAUCAAAUCCAAACUAGAAAACCGGGAAUACAGAGAUGCUCAGGAAUUUGCUGCGGACGUCCGAUUGAUGUUUUCAAAUUGUUACAAGUACAACCCUCCCGACCACGAGGUGGUAGCCAUGGCCCGUAAACUGCAGGAUGUAUUUGAGAUGCGUUUUGCAAAGAUGCCUGAUGAGCCCGAAGAACCAGUGGUGGCCGUGUCCUCUCCUGUGCUGCCGCCCCCCACCAAGGUCGCGGCUCCCCCGUCGUCCAGCGACAGCAGCAGUGACAGCUCCUCCGACAGCGACAGCUCAUCUGACGACUCGGAGGAGGAGCGCGCCCAGCGCCUGGCCGAGCUUCAGGAACAGCUCAAGGCAGUACAUGAGCAACUUGCUGCUCUCUCCCAGCCUCAACAGAACAAACCAAAGAAAAAGGAGAAAGACAAGAAAGAAAAGAAAAAGGAGAAGCACAAAAAGAAAGAGGACGUCGAGGACAACAAGAAAAGCAAAGUCAAGGAACCACCUCCCAAGAAGGCCAAGAAAAGUAACAACAACAACAACAGUAAUGCCAGUAAGAAGGAGCCCAUGCCCGUGAAGAAUAAGCCCCCUCCUGCCUAUGAGUCAGAGGAGGAAGACAAGUGUAAGCCAAUGUCCUACGAGGAGAAGAGGCAACUGAGCUUGGACAUUAACAAACUUCCCGGAGAGAAACUAGGCCGGGUGGUCCAUAUCAUCCAGUCACGAGAACCCUCGCUGAAAAACUCCAACCCUGAUGAAAUCGAAAUUGACUUUGAGACCUUGAAGCCCUCCACCUUGCGGGAGCUGGAGCGAUAUGUCACCUCGUGUUUGCGGAAAAAGAGGAAACCCCAAGCCGAGAAAGUGGACGUGAUCGCCGGCUCCUCUAAAAUGAAGGGCUUCUCGUCCUCAGAGUCUGAGAGCACCAGUGAGUCAAGCUCCUCUGACAGCGAAGACUCAGAAACAGAAAUGGCACCAAAAUCUAAGAAGAAGGGUCACCCUGGGCGGGAGCAGAAGAAGCAUCACCACCACCAUCAGCCUGUGCAGCCGGUGCAGCCGCCUCCGCCCCUGCAGCAGCUGCCGCAGCAGCCGCCACCCCCGCCCUCGAUGUCUCAGCAGGCGCCGCCUCCCCCCAAGUCCCCUCCUCCCCCCUUCAUUGCGGCCCAGGUGGCUGGCCUAGAGCACGCGCUCCCAGGGAAUGUCUUCGAUUCCAUCCCCCAUUUCCCCCAGCCCAUCCUGCAUAUCCCUCAGCCUGAGCUGCCUCCUCACCUCCCCCAGCCUCCUGAGCACAGCACUCCACCUCAUCUAAACCAGCAUGCGGUGGUAUCUCCUCCAGCUUUGCACAACGCUCUGCCCCAGCAGCCAUCGAGACCCAGCAACCGAGCCGCCGCCCUGCCUCCCAAACCGACCCGCCCCCCGGCCGUGUCGCCCGCACUCUCCCAGCAGCCCCUUCUCCCUCAGCCGCCCUUGCCCCAGCCGCCCCAGGUCCUGCUGGAGGAUGAAGAGCCCCCCGCCCCGCCCCUAACCUCCAUCCAGAUGCAGCUGUAUCUGCAGCAGUUGCAGAAGGUGCAGCCGUCCACACCUCUCCUCCCUUCCGUGAAGGUGCAGUCCCAGCCCCCGCCGCCUCUCCCCCCGCCCACCCAUCCCUCAGUGCCGCAGCUGCAGCAGCACCAGCCCCCGCCGCGGCCCGUCCACAUGCCGUUCCCCCCGCAUAUUCAGCAGCAGCAGCAGCCGCCACCGCCGCCGCCACCGCCGCCGCCUGCCCCCCAGCAGCCUUCUCACCCACCCCAGGGGCAGCAGCCGCCCCCACCACAGCCAGCCAAACCUCAGCAAGUCAUUCAACACCACCCCUCGCCCCGACACCACAAAUCUGACCCCUACUCGACGGGUCACCUGCGGGAAGCUCCGUCCCCUCUCAUGAUACAUUCCCCCCAGAUGCCCCAGUUCCAGGGCCUGGUCCAACAGUCACCGCCUCAGCAGAGUGUCCAGACAAAGAAGCAGGAGCUCCGGGCAGCCUCAGUGGUGCAGCCCCAGCCCCUGGUGGUCCAGGUGAAGGAGGAAAAGACCCACUCGCCCAUCAUCCGCCACGAGCCCUUCAGCACCUCUCUACGGCAGGAGCCCCCCAAACACCCAGAGGGCAUCAAGGCCCCGGCGCACAUCCCCCAGCGGCCCGACAUGAAGCCACUGGACAGCGGGAAGCCCGUUAUACGCCCUCCGGAGCAAGGCGGCCCGCCGCCCGGAGGCCAGGACAAAGACAAGCAGAAGCAGGAACCCAAGACCCCCGUCGCUCCCAAAAAGGAUUUGAAGAUCAAGAACAUGGGCUCUUGGGCUAGCCUGGUCCAGAAACAUCCCACCACCCCCUCCUCCUCGGCCAAGUCGUCCAGCGACAGCUUCGAGCAGUUCCGCCGGGCCGCACGGGAGAAGGAAGAGCGCGAGAAGGCGCUCAAGGCCCAGGCGGAGCAAGCAGAGAAGGAGAAGGAGAGGCUGCGGAGGGAGCAAGAGAGAAUGCGGAGCCGCGAAGACGAGGACGCUCUGGAGCAAGCCCGGCGGGUGCACGAGGAGGUGAGGCGGCGCCAGGAGCAUCAGCAUCAGCAGCAGCAGCCGCCGCCGCCGCCCCAACAGCAACAGCAGCAGCAGCAAGUGGCUGCAGCAGCCUCUGCUCCCCAAGCACAGAGCUCCCAUCCCCAGGCCUCUCAGUCUAUGCUGGACCACCAGAGAGAGAUGGCCAGGAAACGAGAACAGGAGAGAAGGCGAAGGGAAGCGAUGACAGCUACCAUUGACAUGAAUUUCCAGAGUGAUCUGUUGGCAAUAUUUGAAGAGAAUCUUUUCUGA
This is a messenger RNA of Tachyglossus aculeatus (Australian echidna), 4020 nucleotides long. RefSeq names its product bromodomain containing 4 (gene BRD4). NCBI's taxonomy places the organism in Eukaryota, Metazoa, Chordata, Mammalia, Monotremata, Tachyglossidae. Gene Ontology annotation, biological process: positive regulation of transcription elongation by RNA polymerase II; chromatin remodeling. The record is from RefSeq and is a predicted model, not a curated record. Gene Ontology annotation, cellular component: nucleus; chromatin.